This is a messenger RNA of Silurus meridionalis, 1511 nucleotides long. It is a transcript of the gene nelfe, whose product is annotated as negative elongation factor complex member E. The transcript is spliced from 11 exons. Gene Ontology annotation, biological process: negative regulation of transcription elongation by RNA polymerase II. The record is from RefSeq and is a predicted model, not a curated record. NCBI's taxonomy places the organism in Eukaryota, Metazoa, Chordata, Actinopteri, Siluriformes, Siluridae. The coding region runs from base 121 to 1155 and encodes 344 amino acids. Gene Ontology annotation, cellular component: NELF complex. Gene Ontology annotation, molecular function: RNA binding.
UCAUCCCCAUACAAAAGACAACAAAUGACGUCAUACCUGCUCGACGUAUGACGUUCAAAAAGUGCGCGCCUCAAAUACUGUAUCCAGGAGAAAUUAACGAAGGAGAAAUCUGACUGGAACAUGGCGCUGUUUCCAAACUCACUGACGGAGGACGAGGAAACUCUGCAGAAGAAAUACGCGAAAUUGAAGAAAAAGAAAAAAGCCCUGCUGGCACUGAAGAAGCAGAGCUCCAGCAGUCAGACGAGCCAGGCCGGCCUAAAACGCACCUUGUCAGAUCAGCCUGUGGUGGACACCGCUACGGCCACGGAGCAGGCCAAGAUGCUCAUCAAAUCGGGCGCCAUCAGCGCCAUCAAAUCCGAGAACAAAAACUCUGGAUUCAAGCGAUCUCGAACACUCGAGGGAAAAUUAAAGGAUCCAGAGAAAGGACCAGUUCCAGCGUUCCUGCCCUUUCAGAGAAGCGUCUCUACAGACGAGGAGCUUUCUGAGUUGAACAAAAGAACCCACAGGAAGGCUCUGUAUGACAGCUUCGUCGGGCCGUCCGACCGCCCGCGUGAAGUGGAAGUCGAAGGCGGGGCGGAGCCCGGCCGGGAUUUGGAGCGAGAGCGGGACAGAGAUCUGGAAAGAGAUCGAGAGCGAGAUCGAGAGCGAGACCGAGAUCGGGGCCGAGACAGAGAACGAGAGCGGACUAGGGACAGGAGUCGAGACAGAGACAGAGAGCGGGACAGGGAACGAGAGAGAGAACGGGAUCGAGACCGGGACAGAGACGGAGCCUUCCGACGUACCGACUCGUACCCGGAGCGACGAGGCAUGCGGAAAGGAAACACGGUGUACGUUUACGGUGCAGGCAUGGUGGAGGAGAGUCUGCGUACGGCCUUCUCUCAGCACGGCACCAUCAUCGACCUGUCCAUGGACUCGCCACGCAAUUGCGCGUUCGUCACUUUUGAGAAGAUGGAGUCGGCCGAUCAGGCAGUCGUAGAGCUGAAUAACAGCACAGUGGGAGACGUCACUAUCAAAGUCAGCAUCGCUAGGAAGCAGCCCAUGCUGGACGCCGCUACGGGGAAGUCGGUGUGGGGGUCUCUGGCCGUACAGAACAGCGCCAAAGGCUCGUACAGGGACAAGCGGAAUCAAGUCGUCUACAGUGAAGAAUACUUCUGAGCAUUUCAAUCGGUUUUAUGAUUAGUCCGUGUUUUUUUUUUUUUUUUUUUUUGACGCGAAUCAUAAAGUUGUGAAAUUGCUGAGUGUGCAGAACACGUGUUUAAAGUGCAUACAGUAGUCAGCUGUAUUGUUUUUCGGCUCAAUAAACACGAAGGCUGCGUACGAUUUGGGAAUUAACAGGCCGAGCUGUUAGAGGAAAUCACCAGGGAUGAGAAAGAUCGUUUACUUUUCAGAGUACAUCCUGAAGCAUGUCUUCUUACACCUGUUCAAUCCACGAUCUAUUUAAUGUUGUAAAACGUCGGGAUUGUUUUGCUGAUUACUCUGUUUUCCCAAAAUAAAAAUGAAAGUUUAUAUUA